Messenger RNA from Sceloporus undulatus (fence lizard), 999 nucleotides. Its product is annotated as arylacetamide deacetylase-like 3. The transcript is spliced from 3 exons. NCBI's taxonomy places the organism in Eukaryota, Metazoa, Chordata, Lepidosauria, Squamata, Phrynosomatidae. The record is from RefSeq and is a predicted model, not a curated record. The coding region runs from base 1 to 999 and encodes 332 amino acids. Gene Ontology annotation, molecular function: hydrolase activity.
AUGGACGCGUGCCCUCACUUCAAAGACCGAUCCCUUUCCAUCAGCCAUCUCCACAUUGAAGGCGUCCCCGUAAGAUUAUAUCAACCCAAAGCAUUGCAGCCGAAACAAAGAGGGAUUCUUUUCAUUCAUGGAGGAGCUGGGACCACUGGAAGCCUUGCUGCCUAUGAAAGAGUGUGCCGCCACAUCUCCAAAAAAAGCGACUCUGUGAUGUUGUCCAUCGGGUAUUCUCUGGUUCCUUACCAGCCCUUUCCAGUGCAAUUCCAGCAAUGCCUGGACGUUGUCAUACAUUUUAUGAAACACGCGGAAGAGUACGGGGUGGAUUCUGGCCGCGUCAUAAUUUGCGGAGACAGCUUUGGAGGAUUGCUUGCAGCCUCUGUUUGCCAGAUGCUUGUUGGGAGAAAUGAUGUUCCCAAAAUACAGGCGCAGAUGUUGAUCUACCCUUUCCUCCAGUCUGUGAAACACAGCUUGCCUUCCUACAUGCAAAACGCAAAGACCCCUCUCCUUAAUAAAAGGCAGAUGGUGAAGCUGGCCUUAAAGUACCUCCAGAAAAACGUCUCCCUACAAGAGUCGAUCCUGCAAGGGGCCCACGUCUCCAAGGCGGUGAAAGCCAAAUAUAGCAAAUGGCUCAGUCAUGAUAAUAUCCCCGACGAGUUUAAAGCGAGAGAAUGCAAAGCUUUAGCACCACCCAGUCACCCUUUUGGCGACAUGCAAGAGCUGAUAGACCAGCUGUGUGAGCCAAUGUUAUCCCCACUUUUAGCUGAAGAUGCCAUCUUCCAGCGGCUCCCAGACACUUUUAUUUUAACCGCUCAGUACGAUGUGCUGAGGGAUGAUGGGGUUUUGUACAAAAAGCGGCUGGAGGACAAUGGGGUCCCAGUGUCCUGGUGCCACGUUGAAGAUGCAUUCCACGGAUUUGUUAAUUUGAUCAACCUGGGGUUUCUCAGUUUUUCAUGCGGCAAGAGAGGAGUGAGCAGCAUUGUCAACUAUAUCCAACGUUUCUAA